This is a messenger RNA of Cydia pomonella (codling moth), 5164 nucleotides long. RefSeq names its product cationic amino acid transporter 2. Bases 2191 to 4569 code for a protein of 792 amino acids. The transcript has 19 exons. Gene Ontology annotation, molecular function: amino acid transmembrane transporter activity. Gene Ontology annotation, cellular component: plasma membrane. Gene Ontology annotation, biological process: transmembrane transport; amino acid transport. The record is from RefSeq and is a predicted model, not a curated record. NCBI's taxonomy places the organism in Eukaryota, Metazoa, Arthropoda, Insecta, Lepidoptera, Tortricidae.
AAUUUACGUGCGAUAUUUUUUUACAACUUCAAAAGAGGUUUAACUCGUCUUCAGUUCUUUGAAGAGUUGACUCCUGUUUUUAAUAAUGAAGCACCAUGCCUCCGCACUGUGGCAUGUUGGUAUUUAGAAUUUCAAAGUGGUUGCUCUAGUUUUAGUGUUAGGCAUCGUGAAGGUCGAUCAAAAACAGCCGUGACUCAGGAGAACAUUGAUGCUGUACGGCAACUGAUAGUUGAAGAUCGCCAUGCGACAUACCGUGAGAUAUAAGCUUCAUUGGGCAUUUCAGGGACCAGGGUUCAAAAUAUUUUGCACUUUAGACGUAAAAAAAAUGAUCUCACGCUGGAUACCACAUUUACUCAGCGAAGACCAAAAACGGCUCGCGUUAGAUGGUGUCGUAAAACUCUACGAAAAUUCAACCGACGAAUGACCGAAUUCAACGUUUACGACAUUAUCAGUGGUGACGAGUCUUGGAUAUAUGCCUACGAUCCGGAUUCUAAACAGCAAUCGAGUGUUUGGGUGGUCCAAGAAGAGCCAAAACCGACCAAAGUAAUACGCUCACGGAGCACUUCGAAAAAAAUGAUCGCCACGUUUGUAGCGAAAAGUGGCCACAUUGCCACCGCCGUGCUAGAAGAUCGUAAAACGGUCAAUGCUGACUGGCAUACCAAUGUUUGUUUACCAGAAGUUAUCAGCGAGUUCCGAAAAAACAACCUCAGACGUCGUAUAGUACUGCACCACGAUAAUGCGAGCUCGUCCACCGCUAGGCAGACAAUUGAGCUUUUAAAGAGCAAAACGUCGAACAUCUGGAACACCCGCCGUAGGUCCAGACUUAAGCCCCAAUGACUUCUUCACUUUUCCAAAAAUCAAGCAACGACUUCGUGGUCAACGGUACCGAACGCCUGAAGAAGCUGUUGAAGCAUACAAAACGGCCAUUUUGGAGACCCCAACUUCGGACUUUAAAAAAAGUGUUGAAACUGGUUCGAUCGAAUGAAAAAGUGUAUAACUACGUAUCACGGUGAUUACUUUGAAAAACAAUAAAUACCUACCAAUUAACAAUUAUAUUGUCCUUAGUUUUACCAAACGACAGAACUUAAAAGGCAGCCCUCGUAUAGACACACUGUCGCAUUUAUAAUAUCCAUAAAAUACCAAAGAUACCUAAAAGACUUCUUUACCUCAAAUGCGGCUUCAUGUGACCCUACAAUAGCGUCUCCUGAGUUACUGCUUUAGCUGCAGCUUAACACUACGUUAACGAGACCCAACGUCUUUCCACUAAAAGAUCUCGCUAGACAUGGUAGCGUUCAAAUGAAUGAACUUGAGGAUCUGAACAAGAGGUUUUAUAGGUACAUUCGGUUAUGUCUGGUUAAGUUCAGCAAUACAUUUCAUACAAAAAAUAUAAAUUUAAUUUUGUUUUUAAUCUUAAAAGUACAAGAUUGAUUCCAUAUUAUUUAUUUGUCAAAAAGCAGUUCUGUAAAUGAAAACGAUAAAGGAUUGCAGGAAUUCCUGAGAUUCGCACCGCUCGCCGUUAGCAGAGCGUUAAUUCCUCUCCUCACACCCCGGAACUUAAAUGAGUCUAUGCGGUUUCAGAGGAUUUCCUUCCGCGAACGCUCUAGCUGUGGAAUGAACUCCUGGCAAGAUCAGGUUUCAAUUACCGAGUUGACUAUAUAUAUUUAGUUUAAUCUUUGUUCAUAGUUCGCAUUAUUUUUUGGCAGCACUUGAAACAGAAGCCACAAAGCUUUCAUUUAGCCAAUCGAUCGUAGUAAGUUGGCGUAGGUCCACGCCGGAUACGAACACAUGAGUUGCAGCCUGCAGGUAACAUGUCCGGCCCUUGUGGAACUUGACUACCGUUAGGUAUACUUUGCAUCGAUCGCAAGGGCAAGGGUAGUGACAGAUGAAUUGUUAAAGGUUUCUCACAUUUUGGCAAUGGUGCGCGGUAGGCGGGCGCGGCGGCGUAUUAGGGCGGCAAGUGAGAGGCGAGAGGUCGAUAAGCAGUGUGGUGCGCUUAGUCGAGGAGGACGGUCGCGCGAGCUCAGGCCCUCCUCGCGCAACACGCGCCUUUCGCGCCUACAGGAAACCACUCGCUGGCGAUCGACACCCGCUUGCGAGAGCCGCUAGUCCUCGACAACCCGCACUAACGACGACGUGGUGGCAACGUCGAUGUAGGUCACAGGGGCACCACAGCCUCCCCUCGCCGGCACAAUGCAGAGCGCCAUGAAACGACUACGCGAGGUGGAUUGGGGGAGCAUGAGGCGCGACGGCCACAACAUCUUUACCAAGCUCAUCCGCACCAGGGACCCGCGCGACUCCGAGACCACGCAGGACAUUGCUGUGCCCGGCAAGCAGAAGCUUUCGCGAUGCCUGACGACGAUGGACCUGGUGUCGCUGGGUGUGGGCUCCUGCGUGGGCACGGGCAUGUUCCUGGUGUCGGGGCUAGUGGCCCGCAAGUUUGCGGGGCCCGGUGUCGUCUUCAGCUUCAUCAUCGCCGCGCUGGCCAGCAUCUUCUCAGGUGCGUGUUACGCGGAGUUCGGCGUGCGCGUGCCGAACACCACCGGCUCCGCGUACACAUACUCCUACGUCACCGUCGGCGAGUUCAUCGCCUUCGUCAUCGGCUGGAACAUGGUCCUAGAAUACCUGAUCGGAACGAGUGCGUGCGCUCGCGCGCUGAGCGCCUGCUUCGACUCGUUGUGCGACGGUGCCAUUACCAAACACUUGGCAGGGAUAUUCGGAACAGUUUUUGGAAAACCGCCGGAUUUCAUCGCGUUCGGGAUAUCGCUGUUGAUGACCGUAGUGCUGGUGGCGGGCGUGAAGAAGUCGCUCUUCUUCAACAACCUGUUGAACGCCGUCAACCUGUGUGUGUGGGUGUUCAUGAUGACGGCCGGCCUCUUCUACGUCGACACCAGCAACUGGACCGAGCAUGAUGGCUUCUUGCCUUACGGCUGGAGUGGGGUAUUCAGCGGCGCCGCCACCUGUUUCUACGCGUUCAUCGGGUUCGACAUCAUCGCGACCACGGGCGAGGAGGCGAACAACCCGAAGCGCUCCAUCCCGCUCGCCAUCGUGCUCAGCCUCGGCAUCAUCCUGGUCGCCUACGUCAGCAGCUCCAUGAUGCUUACUUUGAUAGUGCCAUACGAUGAGGUGGACACGGACAGCGCGCUGGUGCAGAUGUUCGCGCACGUGCGCGCGCCCACGUGCAAGUACAUCGUGGCCGUCGGCGCGCUGGCCGGCCUCACCGUCUCCAUGUUCGGUUCCAUGUUCCCCAUGCCGCGCGUCGUCUACGCGAUGGCCCACGACGGACUCAUCUUCAAAAAGCUGGCCAACAUCUCGGAAGCGACGGGUACGCCGGCUCUGGCCACGGUGUGCGGCGGCGCGGCAGCCGCAAUCGUCGCGCUGCUCACGCAGCUGGAGGUCCUCGUCGAGAUGAUGAGCAUCGGUACGCUGCUGGCCUACACGCUGGUGUCGAGCUGCGUGCUGGUGCUGCGCUACCAGCCGCACUAUACCAACCUCAUCGAGUUGCUGCCGCAGAGCCUGCGCACGCCCGUCGACCCUGAAGGCACCGCUGCAGCCCAAAGGGAAACCACUUUCGCUGUAAGUAUAUGUAUCGAAAGGAGAGCGCGAAUCAUGGUCCGCCGCGUGACCCGCAGCUCCCCGGAUUCCGAUGACACGAUGCCAGGUGACGACAGCGAGGAGUUCGGCAGAGAUGACACGUUUCUCAUGAACUCGCACACGGAGAACAAAUUCUAUGGAGCCGUGCCCGGCGGCACGGCAAGUAGCCCGGGCCGCUUCCGCCGCUUCAUGGACGCAGUGUCGCGGCAGCUGCUGGCGCGCUCCUACCUCUGCCCCGGCGUCUUCCCCUGGGUGGACGCUGGGCCCGCCACUGACCAUACUGGUAUGUUCGUAAUCAAAGCAGUGGGGGUGAUGUACCUGCUGAUCCUGGUGUUCGACAUGCUGGCGGCCUACGGCAGCCCGGGCACGUCUACUUUCACUGCGCUCCUCAUGGUCGCUCUAAUACUAGCUAUCUUUGUCAUCCUCCUACUUAUUUCUAGGAAACCGCAAAAUCGCGCACAACUGGUGUAUUCGACGCCGGCGCUGCCGUUCGUACCAGCGACCGCCAUCAUCGUCAACAUCUAUCUCAUCCUCAACCUGUCCAUCCUUACCCUCGUCCGCUUUACAGUGUGGAUGAUCAUAGGACUGGUGGUGUACUUUAAGUAUGGCAUCAAAAAUUCCUUGUUAGAGUCGAAAACGGAGGAGCCGGCGGUGUCGCCGCCGACGCCGAGCCCGCUGGACCGCACCACGCUGCCGCCGCCUGCGCCUCACCAGCCGCGCCCGCUCGGCGACCGCAACAUAUUCGAGGGUGAUGGCAAUAGCGGACUCUACGGCAAUCUCGAUUUCCCGGAUCCGCUGCUAGCGUGGCACACGGCCGACCUGGAGCCGGCGCCGCCCGCGGGCUCUAUCCGCCCCGCCGGCACCUACAAACAAGUCGAAUCUCGGUACAACGCGAAGACCAACAGCACCUCCUCGCACACAUCCACGCGGGUGCCGUGGGCCUACACAGAGCCCGACUUCGACGCCUGGGAAAACUAGAAAUGUUAAUCACAUCACACUCAAUGCAAACCCGAAUUUCUGAACCUACCGCCAUUCUAUUCUAGUCUUCUUAUCAUUACUUGAUAACACCGGUCAUAACAAAUCAACGGAUCUUUUUUUACACAGGUAAAGGAGAUGUACUGAUGUUCGACACUUUUACGAAGCAUUUACGAAGAGCACGAAUCAGUGCAAAUUAUUACGGGAGCACCUAAUGUGUGGCGAUCCCAAGUCUUAAAUGCGUUAACUGUUAGCUGAGGGCAUCUGUGGGGAAAAAUAAUUAGCUGGGGUUACGUUAGGCAGACUGUCAAUCUGUUGCCGCUCAGCCACGAUUACAGUUGCAUAUACUGUGAUUUUGACGUAGCUUGAACUAACGCGUGUGCUGACUAAGUAUAUCAUUUGUGAUCGCAAAUUAAGGACAAAACUUCUCGCUUGUGCUAUAUAGGCUCCAAACGCGUAACGCUCCGAAUAUAUUUAUCAAAGACCUUGCAGUCGCUCGUAAAAAAAAAUGAUUCACUUGCCAGCACAGAGAUUUAUCAUUUUCCAUAAUUGCUACAGUCUAGGCAUAAGUGUCAAGAUGACUAUAAUAAAGCAUAGU